Spodoptera litura is the source of this 798-nucleotide messenger RNA. RefSeq lists its product as uncharacterized. NCBI's taxonomy places the organism in Eukaryota, Metazoa, Arthropoda, Insecta, Lepidoptera, Noctuidae. The record is from RefSeq and is a predicted model, not a curated record.
AUGGCGAGAUUAAUAUUCAAUGCAUGCAGUGACAAAACUAAACCACCUUUAAUUAUUAAGCCAAGUGCAGAGGACUUGAAGGACAUAGAAACAAAUUUCAGAGUGCUGCCGCUCUUCGAGAAGAGUUGUUUUGAAAAAGCGAGAAUUAAACACUUAUCUUUGGACAAAAAUGAAAAACUGAAAUGUUGUUGGACUAAGUACAAGCAAAACUUGGAGACCAGGGAUUAUGAACCCUUCCAUUUUCCAGAUAUAAGAGAUCUCCACUACAGGAAAUAUAUAAUCGAAUACUUGCCAAGCGAAAAAAAGUUUAAAUUCGACAAUAGAAUGAAAAUGAAAGCAGGACCAGGAGUAGACUAUCGGGGACAAAUGCCCAUUCCUCAUGAGCUCCUAAUGAAACGAGGAGGUUCUAAGAUUACACAAGAGCGCCGUAAACAGCGUCAACCAAAAUAUGAGAAAAGAAAAGUAAUUGAUAAUGAGAUGGAGAAAAAAAAGUAAUUUUGUAAACAUGAAACUUUUUUGUUUGAAUGUAACGACGUUCGCGUUUGGUCGUACCUAUUCUGUAAGGGUUAAAUGGUUUUAUUAUAUCCUGAUGGUGGCAAAAAAGCACUCAGCCCAUCCGUUGGUUAGUGGUUACUGUGGCCUAUAAACGCUUGCAAUACUUGGGGCAUGUGUAUAUGCAUAUAUGCGCCUUGCCGACAAUUAAAAAAGCUAUUUAUUCCUUUCUUGAUGAACCCUAUUUAUAAGCCUAUUGGGAAAACCUCGGCAGGGAGUUCAUUCCACAAUCAAAGGGUACGUGAA